CAUUCAUGAUCCGAUGUUAUAAAUAGCAUGUAGCUUAACACAUAUGAGUGAGGAGGGAUAUAUUCAUGCCUGUGCGAGUAUUGUAUCCAUCUUAAAUCUAAAACGGAUGACAGAACAAGAAUGUUUACUUUAAAGAAGUUUAAAACUAUUUAUAAAAAAAUGAAACUUAAAACAUUGUCGAUGUCGUUGUUGUGCGUUGUUGGUGUUGUUCUAACAAUGCGUAUACUCCAGCUGAAAGUCAUACCGGUGACAUCAGAGACCAUAGCUGAACCAAAAAUCUUUCCAAGCAUCGAAUUUCCUUUCAUGGAGCCCGAGGUUUCGGAGGAUCUCCCAACCGAUGUACAAAAAGCUCCGAAAAUUCCGCAUAUAAUUCAUCAGACGUACAAAGACAUGUUUAUACCAGGUGAAUUCGAGGGAUACGUUCUGUCAUUCGUGAACAUGAAUCCAAAGUGGACGUAUUACUUUUGGACGGAUGCAUCUGCUAGAAAGUUUAUUGAAGACAAGUAUCCAGAUUUUCUUCCUGUAUGGGAUGGAUACAGAGUAAAUAUUAAUAGAGCAGAUGCUCUGAGGUAUUUCGUCUUGUACGAAUAUGGAGGAGUGUACGCAGAUCUGGACUAUGAAUGUCUUCGACCUCUAGACCGAGUGACAAAACUGUACUCCGCUAUUUUCCCACCGGAACCGUUUGAGCACAGCGUCUUCAGAUUGCAUUUACCUUUUUUAAUAAACAACGCCAUCAUGAUGUCAAGAGCGAAGCAUCCAUUUCUGAAACUGAUGAUAGACAAUCUUGCGAGUUUCCAAGCAAUGUUUGAACAACUUGAUGUUGCGGGUCCUUGUUUUGUUACAACAAAUUACAUGAUCUAUAACAACUUUUCGAAUGGUGACGCCUACAAACUGGAGCGAAGACCUGAUGGAAACAGUUCACCGUAUUUUUUCCAGGGACCAUUAGAUCCCAUGCAUGAGGAUGCAGUUUAUAUACCAAAUACGCACUAUUUCAUGAAUACUUUGUCGACAUCGGGCGUAAACGCUGAAAAGAUGCGCGAAAUAUGUGUAAAAGCAGACGACGAAUCUUAUGUAUUGGUUAAGCGUGGUUGCAAUGAGCUCGCAAAAAGAGAUAAACGAGACGGUGAAAAGGAAAUUACUAGAACUUCACCAAAGUUUACAUAUACUGAACACCAUUGGGCAGAAACGUACUCUGCAAAAGAAGAAAGUAAAAGCUAUAUACAUAUUAAAAAUAUUAAAUCAAAAUAUAAAAUUUACCCUGAUGCUAUCAGCAUUGAAGAAUGACAUGACUACAUGAUAGGAUUUUAAAGAACUUUAUUGAUAAUAUGAAUUACAAACACUAGAAAACUGUCGUCAGUGAAAAGAAGUUUCGUGUUAGAAAAUAAUAAACUCAAUGUCACAAUUGAUAUCCUAUAUACGUAGCUUCUGACUUGAAUUAUUUUAAAUAUAAAUGCUAAAAAACUUAUGCCAACAGUGUUGUGGAGAGAGGAAGAGUGUCUCAUAUGACAAAGUGAUACUUUAUUUAUUUCAGUAUUGUUGACCUAUUUUCUCUCUCAUUUCUUAUACAUGCACACAUAACAACUUUUUUACAAUGUUAAAGCCAUUUAGAUAAAAACGUCUUCGAUAUCUGAAAUAAAAUCAUUUUUACCCUAA
This is a messenger RNA of Mya arenaria, 1653 nucleotides long. RefSeq lists its product as uncharacterized. NCBI's taxonomy places the organism in Eukaryota, Metazoa, Mollusca, Bivalvia, Myida, Myidae. The transcript is spliced from 2 exons. The record is from RefSeq and is a predicted model, not a curated record. Gene Ontology annotation, molecular function: mannosyltransferase activity. Bases 121 to 1284 code for a protein of 387 amino acids. Gene Ontology annotation, biological process: mannosyl-inositol phosphorylceramide biosynthetic process.